AUGGCUGUGUGUUUGUGGUUGGCGAUACUGUUUUAUUUAAGUCAAGCUGCUGUUCUUCCACCUCCUUGGGCCGAUGUCAGAAGAAACCCAUGUGCAGCUCAUCCUCAAGGCUGGCUGAUGCUGUACUGGCCUUCAGAUGGAAAAUGUUACACUAUUUACAAGAAAGGCCACCCAUGUCCAGAUACUCAAGAACUAAGUCCUGGCAGACUAGGCGGGAGGACGGUAGCCGAGUGCAAGUGUCCGCCUGGAACAGCCCAGCUGCCCCACACACACACCUGCCACAAGCUCUUCGAGAGAGGGCCCUGCAAACACGGAGAAUACUUCGCACCUGUCGAAGAGUCUUUUAACAUGCGAGGUGAACGUCAGGGUAUGUGUGUGAGACCACAGCAGUGUGCGGACGAGACUCUCCUCUACUGGCCUCCAGAUGGAAGAUGCUACUACAGACUCACUCAGGGUCCAUGCUAUCCCGGUCUCAUCUUGGAUGUAGGCAGCGACGGUCUGGCGAAUUGUAGUUGUUCCAGGUCGAGUCCUCACUACUACCAGGGCUCGUGUUACGCUCAUUACACGCGCGGUCCUUGUGAGCUCGGCCAGCUCUUCCUACCUGAUGGGAGGUGCGGCUGUGAGGAACAUCUGCCUCACUACAGCCGAGAGGCUGCAGGAUGUUUUGAACUCGACACGCUAGGCCCAUGUUCCAAGGGUCACAUAUUCUCAAUAUCAGAAGUAUCAGCCAAUGGUUCUCGUGCUGAGUGUCGUUGUAAAAGGUUCCACGCUCGAGCUACAGACGGAGCGUGUUACCGACUGUACACGAGGGGUCCCUGCGACCAGGACGAGAUGAUCAGUAGAGGAGGAAGAUGUAUUAAGGUGCCGUGUGCUCGUGGUCGUUUGUACGUACCGUCUCGUCGUCGUUGUUACCGUCCAGGCUCCGCUGAGCCAUGCGGUGUUGGCGAACACCUCGCCUUCGACUUCGAGGCUCGCCCCGCCUUGGACGGCCUCAGUCAUAACGGUGUAUGCGUGUGUGGGAACAGACAAUGUGUUACUGAACAGGGGCCUUGUUCUGACGGUCGCUGGCUCGUUAGAGAUGACACCGGAGUCAGCUGCCAGUGUAGACCCGGCUUAACAUAUUGUAAGGACAGCUGA
Danaus chrysippus (African queen) is the source of this 1137-nucleotide messenger RNA. The record is from the annotation of a GenBank genome assembly. Lineage: Eukaryota; Metazoa; Arthropoda; Insecta; Lepidoptera; Nymphalidae.